AUGUCGUCGGCGGCAGAGCUGGCCCUGAAGAAGAAGUAUGCCCUGCUCGCCAAGAAAAAGCAGGAGGCGGCCGGCGGCGGCAAGAGCGGUGGCGGCAGCGGCGCUGGGCCAGCGCCCGCGCCACAAGACCCCGCCCGGCUGGCGGCCAUUCGAGCGCUGCAGGCAAAGAGGGCCGAGCAAGAGGCCAAGUCUGCGACAGCAGCGGCGACAGCCGCUGCGCCGGCACCAGCAGCCUCCAAGCAGCCCACCAAAGUCAAGCUAAUCAUCCCCAAGCGAGAGAUGCCGCCCCCGGCAGCAGCCAGCGCACCGCCUGGGAAAGCAGCUGCGGGAGCAGCAGCAGCAGCAGGAAGAGGCGCCGCCUCUGCGCCUGCCGAUCCCGCCAGGGCAGCGGCGCUGGCGGCGCUGCGUGCCAAGCAGCAGCCGGCUGCGGCGCGUGGUGCGCCAGCAGCUGCUGCGUGUGCGGCAGCCCCAGCGCCGCAGCCCAAGCGGCCCACUCUGAAGCGCCCCAGCGUGCGGCCGCGGCCCACCCCGCAGCAGCCGCCUGCAGCUGCGCCGGUAGAUGGCACCUUUGGUGGCGAGGCUGCGUACCAGCAGCAGCAGCAGCAGCAGCAUUUGGAGCCAGGUGGCUACUAUGAAGGCGGCGGCGCAGGGGAGGCCGGGGACGAGCAGCUUGCCAAGCGGCAGCGCAUGGAGCAGCAGGGGGCGGCGGCUGGGGGGGAUGGCGGCGAGGAGGGCGGCCAGCAGCUCACCACCCUGUUUGUGGGCGACCUGCCGCCCUCCUGGGCCACGCCAGACCUGGCCAACUUCUUCGCCUGCGAGUUUGGGGAGGUGCUGGAGGCGAGGGUGAUAGGGGACCAGUGCUACGGCUUUGUGACGUUUGCCAGCGCCGCCGCCGCCGAGGGCGUGCUGGAGUUUGCGCAGCAGCAGGGCAUCUGGGCGGAGGAGCGCAUGCUGCGCAUCAACUGGGCGCAGAAGGCCGGCGAUGCGCAGGGGGGGGAGGGGGCGCAGGCGGAGCACCCGCGCGUCACCGAGGCACGCCUGCAGGCCCAGCAGCUGGCAGCCAGCGUGGAUGCGCAGCAGCUGGCGGCGCUGGCCAUGCAGCGCCCGCCAGAGCGCCAGCUGGUCAGCUAUGAAGACCUGUGA
Molecule: messenger RNA, 1143 nt
Organism: Chlorella variabilis
Lineage: Eukaryota; Viridiplantae; Chlorophyta; Trebouxiophyceae; Chlorellales; Chlorellaceae
Product: expressed protein
Exons: 6
Coding region: 1-1143 (380 amino acids)
Molecular function (GO): mRNA binding
Source: RefSeq, a predicted model, not a curated record